AUGGCAAGUCGCCGUCUCUGGCCUGUGGACUCCCGUUGUUUUUUCUUACUGCAUCUUCUUUGUUAUCGCUUCAUUUGUCUGCUGUUUGUCUUUGCUUGUAAGUGUAUCGGCAGCAUUCAGGUGGUGACGGUGACUGCAUUUGCGACUUUCGACCCUGUUUUUGAGUUUACGCUUGAUUGUGCUUCAUCUUUGUACUGGAAAAUGUCUGCUACCAAGGAAGUUACUUCAGCUCGCCCGUCUGGUGACGCUCGUGCUGAAAAGUCUGUAGAAAAGUUGGAUGUGAAAGAAUUUCGCGAUCGGUUUUGCGUUCCUAAUGGCGUGUCUGUGGAACUGUUUGAUGGAGAGGGCGUGUUGCCUAAGAAGCCGGAAAAUAACGCGAUACUCUUUACCAAGGAGCAGUUUAAUGCUGGGCUUCGAUUCCCUGUCCCGUCUCUGCUCAAGGAAUUUCUGCACUUCACCCAGAUUCCUCCAGUGUACGUACAUCCCAACAUGAUCCGGGUGCUGAUGGGGUGCAGCAUCCUGAGCAUGUUGUUUAAUUUGGACCUCUCAUUACUGGAGGUUCUUUUCGUUUACUCGAUCAAGAAGGUGAAGAGUAACAUCUUCAGCUUCGUCGCCAGCCUUCCAUCCCUGCAACUGGUGACAAACCUACCGGAUUCGAAUAAAAAGGCCGCCAAGGGGCAGGUGCUGGUCAAGGGCGUAUGGGCAGGUUUGUCUGAGCAUCCGGAUAGGCCCUUUGUUCCCAAUCAGUCACUGGAGAUUCCAGACCAGGAUAAGAGGGGAAAACUGGUGGAGUGGGUGGAGAAGGCUUCGUUCGACCGUUUGAACAAGCUCUUCGAGAUAACUUCGGCCGAGCGGAGAUGCGAACUGCUUCUUUCUCCGCAGAACCUCCGCUUGUGGUAG
This is a messenger RNA of Vitis riparia (riverbank grape), 900 nucleotides long. RefSeq lists its product as uncharacterized. The coding region runs from base 1 to 900 and encodes 299 amino acids. The record is from RefSeq and is a predicted model, not a curated record. The transcript has 5 exons. NCBI's taxonomy places the organism in Eukaryota, Viridiplantae, Streptophyta, Magnoliopsida, Vitales, Vitaceae.